Cylicostephanus goldi is the source of this 393-nucleotide messenger RNA. The record is from the annotation of a GenBank genome assembly. Lineage: Eukaryota; Metazoa; Nematoda; Chromadorea; Rhabditida; Strongylidae.
AUGUUCAAGACUGACACUCCGUCGAGGACCUCUCAGUUUUACACUACGCUACAGCCGAUGAAACCAAGAAAUUCCUGUGUCGUAAAAAGGCGCGCUCCUGUGGAAGCACCUGAAGACGAACUCCUUGACCUUGAAGAGUCCUUCAGCUAUGGCAAAACAAGGGAUAGGAGAGAAUUACGUGAAGACCCCGAGAUUCCAGCGCCAUCGAAAGAACCCAACACUCUUUACGAGUGUGUAUCGAAAGGGAUUUUGAACAUGGGCAAAGCCGCCGCCCUCAUUUGUCGAUUAGGAGAAGGGAAAUUCAACAAUGCUGCUUAUGAGGAAUUUUUACACUCGGACACGGCCUAUCGCAGCAAGCCAAAUUUUGAAGAUUUGGAUGGAGACCAAGACAAU